CGCGCGCUUGAGCGCACCGCAGGGCGAAGGAGGACCCCCGCCCCCCUUUCCUUCUGUCCUCAAUCCCUGGCGAUGCCUCUCUGCCUAACUCGAGGUGUCCCACCUUCUCCUCCCCGCCCUCCUGCUCACACUCUGAGAUCCGAAGAGGAACUUGGAAAGCU
Messenger RNA from Rangifer tarandus platyrhynchus (Svalbard reindeer), 161 nucleotides. The record is from the annotation of a GenBank genome assembly. Lineage: Eukaryota; Metazoa; Chordata; Mammalia; Artiodactyla; Cervidae.